UGUCUGUUUGACCCGGAUAUGUGUUAAGGACGAACUCAGGAGCUGCAAGUGUUUCCCCUCUUCCUAUUACGUCGUAUGAUUUACCUUAAGAUGGCAUGAUAUCCGUCGCUAAAGUAAAAGACGCCUUAGAACGUAGCCUACCGUCUGGGGUUAGCUGACAAGGUCCAUCUCUGUGUGAGUCAUGCUCCUGGUGGAUCCCGGUGUGUUCAUUGGAACCGCGGCCGACCUUAAUGACAGUCAGGGGUUGGCAGAAGCUGCCAUCACUCACAUAGUGUCUGUGGACUCUGUGGACCCGGGGACUCUACUGCCUAUGGACUCUGGCUAUUGCGGGAAAUGGAUCAACGUCCUGGAUGAGGUGACAGCCGACCUCUUGAGCUACUUGGACGACUGCUAUCGGUUUAUUCAGGAGGCUGUGGAUGGAGGCGGCGCGGCGCUUGUCCACUGUCAGGCUGGACGUAGUCGCAGCGCCACUAUUGUGACUGCUUUCCUCAUGAAGCGAUACAAGCUGGGCUUCGCUGAGGCUUAUCAUAGACUGAAGAGUGUCAAGCAGGAUGUACAGGUCAACAGUGGUUUUGAGGAGCAGUUGUGUCUGUAUGAGGCCUUGCAGUGUGAAGUGGACACCAGCAGCCCUCUGUAUAAACAAUACAGACUGACCAAGAUCACUGAGAAAUAUCCUGAGUUGCAGCAGGUUCCCAGGGAAGUGUUUGCAGCUGACCCCGCUCAGUCCAAAUCAUCUGAAGCCUCCUAUCGUUGCAGGAAGUGCAGAAGAACUCUGUUCCGCAGUUCCAGUCUUCUCAGUCACCCAGUGGGAGAAGGAGCGACAGCUUUCGGCCACAAAAAGUCCACUAACCUGACUGGAGUCCAGUGUACAUCAUACUUCAUUGAACCAGUGCAGUGGAUGGAACAAGCUUUACUUGGCGUAAUGGAUGGACAGCUGCUGUGUCCUAAAUGCCAAUCCAAGCUGGGUUCGUUCAGUUGGUGUGGAGAUCAGUGUUCGUGCGGCCGCUGGAUCACGCCUUCCUUUCAGCUACACCGAAACAGAGUGGAUGAGAUACGGGUCAUUAACAUACAGAGAUAACGCACGACACUCCUCGCAGUUGGAAAUAAACAACAGAUAAUGUAAUCCGCACAUCACUUCAAAUAAAAAUGUCUCAUCAAUA
This is a messenger RNA of Phyllopteryx taeniolatus (common seadragon), 1160 nucleotides long. RefSeq names its product dual specificity phosphatase 12 (gene dusp12). Gene Ontology annotation, biological process: protein dephosphorylation. The coding region runs from base 182 to 1078 and encodes 298 amino acids. Gene Ontology annotation, cellular component: nucleus. Gene Ontology annotation, molecular function: protein tyrosine/serine/threonine phosphatase activity. Lineage: Eukaryota; Metazoa; Chordata; Actinopteri; Syngnathiformes; Syngnathidae. The transcript has 8 exons. The record is from RefSeq and is a predicted model, not a curated record.